AUGGCUGUUCAAGCUAAGCAGUAUUCGGAGAAUCUGGAUUUUACUUUGGGCGGUACGCUGGAAUGGAAGAAUUCCAGUGGUGGGUUUUCUGAUUUAUAUCUCAAUCCUCAACAGCAAGAACAGAUGCAACAGUUACAGAAUAUCAAUCUAUUGGGAAAUCACAAUCUGGGUUUUGAAAAUAGUCCCCUGCUUUCUUCUUCUCUGUCCAUGGCGUUUUCCGAGUCUUUAGCUGCUGCUCAGAUUGAUAAGCAGGCAUUGGAGAUUGAUCGAUAUAUUCAAUUACAGAAUGAAAGAAUCAGAUUAGCUCUGCAAGAGCAAAGGAAGCAUCAAAUGGCUAUCUUUCUAAGGAGGAUGGAAUCAAAGGCGGUGAGCUUACUGAGACAGAAGGAUGAAGACAUUGCAAGAGCGGCUAAAAGAACAAUGGAGUUGGAAGAAUGCUUGAGAAAGGCAGAGAUGGAGAACCAAGCAUGGCAGAGAUUCACUAAAGAGAAAGAAGCCAUGGUUAUGGCCCUCAACAACACUAUAGAACAUGUCAAACAGAACGUUUUUCACUUUCCAUCGGCCGGAGCAGAGGAUACAGGGUCUUGUUGCGACAUCUCUCAGGUGCAUCCAAUGAGAAACAUGGCUUGCAAGGCCUGCAAUUCUCGAAGAUCGUGCGUUCUUUUCCUUCCUUGCAGGCAUCUCUGUUCGUGCAAGUCUUGUUCAUCCUUCCUUGAUUCUUGCCCUGUCUGUAAUUCUCCAAAAAGGGGGAGCAUAGUAGUCUUAAUGUCGUAG
Messenger RNA from Telopea speciosissima, 774 nucleotides. Its product is annotated as probable BOI-related E3 ubiquitin-protein ligase 2. NCBI's taxonomy places the organism in Eukaryota, Viridiplantae, Streptophyta, Magnoliopsida, Proteales, Proteaceae. The transcript has 2 exons. The record is from RefSeq and is a predicted model, not a curated record. Bases 1 to 774 code for a protein of 257 amino acids. Gene Ontology annotation, molecular function: ubiquitin-protein transferase activity.